GUAAACAUAAGUAAAACUCCCUUUUCACUCUUCUCUUGAGAAAGGGCGAAGUCAUGGAUGAACAAAAUUUCAGCAGGAAGCUUUUUUUAUUUCUUUUUUUUUGUAAUUUACACCUUUAUUGUACUACAACCAAAGUCUGUUUCAACAGCAUUCUCCCUGGAUCAAAAGGCAAUGCAGGUGAGGUGGGAGCAGAAGGUGAAGAGGGAAGAUUGGGGAAAACCGGUCCACCUGGCCCGCAAGGCUUGACCAGUGAAUAUGGAGAAAAAGGAGAGAUGGGAAGAAUAGGAAAAAUGGGCCCUAGUGGAAUGAGAGGUGCCAAGGGACGAGAAGGAAUGAAUGGUCUCCCAGGAUUAAAAGGAAAACAUGGUACUAACUGUGACUGUGGAAGGUACAGAAAGGUUGUUGGACAGAUGGACAUCAAUAUAAGCAAACUGAAAAAUGCUAUCAAGUUUCUUAAGAAUGUGGUUCUAGGUAUCAGGGAAACUGAGAACAUGUUUUACCUGCUGGUGACAGAGGCACGGAGGUAUCAAGAGUCACUUCGAAACUGCAAGUUGCGUGGGGGGUCUCUUGCUAUGCCCAGAAACACAGAGACAAACAUCCUGCUGGCUGACUAUAUCAGAGAAGCUGAUCUUACUCAUGUGUUCAUAGGGCUACAGGUAGGGGUGACAGAGGUGGGGUACACAUAUGUUGAUGGCAAUUCCUUGUUAAAUACAACAGUCUGGUCUCUACAGAGCCCAAACAGUGGUAAAGGUGACUGUGUGCAGCUUAGUAGUACUGGAGCCUGGAGCAUGGUAGAAUGUGCAGCCACACAGUACUAUAUAUGUGAGUUUGUCAAAAAUGAAAGUACUUCACAAACUUCAGUUUUGUGAUGGUUUAAUGGCCACAGGGAAUUUUUACGUUUUACUAUUUUUAUUAGGUAAGCGAACUAUAUCAACUAAGAUAAUGUGAGUAAAUGUCAUAUAACGUUACUGCAUUUAGAAUUUUUGUAAAGAAAAGUUUUAAUGUGUUUUAUUUUAUGAUUUAUCAAACAUUUUAUGAAUUGGGAAUUAAUGGUAAGGGAACUUUUCACUGUAAUUGUAUUAUUUUUAUGACAACAGUACUACAGGCAACAAAUAAACCAAAUUACAAUAAGCUACUGAAACUGCUGAAUGGUUAUUUUCUAUCCAUCCAUCUAAUUUCUCCCGCUUAUCCGGGGCGCCGGGUCGUGGGGGUAGAAGUCUUCCCUCUCCCCAGAUUUCCCUCUCCCCAGACACUUCCUCCAGCUUCUCCGGGAGAAGACCGAGGUGCUCUCAGGCCAGCCAUGUCCUAGGUCUUUCCCAGGGGCUUCUUCCCGGUUAUUUUCUAAUUAAAUAUAAUUUCAGAGUACAUACAGUGCUAUGGCAAAGUUUGGGCACCCCUAUAAAUUUUCAUGAUUUUUCUUUAUAAAUCAUUGUUUGUCUGGACAAGAAAUUU
Molecule: messenger RNA, 1452 nt
Organism: Puntigrus tetrazona (Sumatra barb)
Lineage: Eukaryota; Metazoa; Chordata; Actinopteri; Cypriniformes; Cyprinidae
Gene: colec10
Product: collectin sub-family member 10 (C-type lectin)
Source: RefSeq, a predicted model, not a curated record